AUGUCUGGGAAGUCAAAGCUGGUGGACGUGUUGGGAAAUUAUGGAAUGGGAGUGAGUUUCCGGGAUCCCUAUCGAUUCCAGGUGAAGGAAGAUGGACCCACUGAAAAGAUCACCUCGCACACCUUCUUCACCAGGGACGAGCGAAGGUUCCCCCGACCGGUAACCCUCAUUGAUACACCGGGCUUACAGAAGGGGAACCCCAAAGACGACAAGAAGUUGAUGGAAGACAUUCGUGCUUUCAUCCAGCACCAUCACCAGCAGGGCAUCCACGCCGUCAUAUACGUCGCUCCAAACUCUCAGGGAAGAUUGACAGCGGAGCAGAAGAUCGUGCUGGGGAACAUGGCCAAUAUAUUGGGUGAUAAAACAGAGAAAAUUUCGUAUUUAUUCUGCACAUUCGCGGACGGCAAAAGCCUCCCCGUCCUAAAAUCUGUGAAAGAGGCCGGACUCAAAUACCAGAAGCAUUUCGCCGUCAACAGCUCCUCCUACUUCAGUGUGGUAGAAGAAGAAGAUGGAUCUUCGAUCGACGACGACGAAGGGAAGAGUAAAGAAGUGGGAGGGGAGUCAAUGAACGAGUUGCUGUGGAAGCUGACGACAGACAGCAUUGAAGACUUCGUGAUGGGCAUACAGAAGAAUCAGCCCAUUCAGACCCAGGAAAUCCUAUCAUCGGGAGAAGAAAACGAGGAGAAAAAGAAUGGGAAGUCACGAAGGUCUUCCGAAGAAGUAGAAAAAGUACCUCUAAUCACUGGAGGGAGAUUCCCCCAACCCGCUGGAGAGGACCCAGAUCCCUCCAUUGGACAAAGGUCAUUCUGCGGCCGGAUUCGCCGCUCCUUCAAAAGGUUGGUUCUCAGGUGUCUCCCAAAACCAGAAAACAAGGGAGAUAACUUCCAAUAG
Darwinula stevensoni is the source of this 891-nucleotide messenger RNA. NCBI's taxonomy places the organism in Eukaryota, Metazoa, Arthropoda, Ostracoda, Podocopida, Darwinulidae. The record is from the annotation of a GenBank genome assembly.